Messenger RNA from Grosmannia clavigera kw1407, 3372 nucleotides. RefSeq lists its product as uncharacterized. Gene Ontology annotation, biological process: cell adhesion. NCBI's taxonomy places the organism in Eukaryota, Fungi, Ascomycota, Sordariomycetes, Ophiostomatales, Ophiostomataceae. The transcript is spliced from 3 exons. The record is from RefSeq and is a predicted model, not a curated record. The coding region runs from base 1 to 3372 and encodes 1123 amino acids.
AUGCGUAUUGGUGGCAUCCUUCCGGGGGCCGUAGCCCUCGGUGGACUGCUCAUGCGAGAGGCCGUCGCGUCGCCGGCAGUCGAGCUGAUGCCCGACGGUUGUCCGUUCCCCGUCUUCGUGCAGCCCGUCGAGGUCGUCGGCCAGUCGCCAUACGUGAUCGACGUCUACAUUGCCAUCAACACGACCGUCGCUCUCUGCGAGGGAACUACCGUGACUGUCACCGAUGCCCCGACCCAGCUGUCGACCACCUUUAUCAAGACUAUUACGACGACGUCUACUGUUACUACCGGAUCUGCUUCCUUCACUGGCCCCUUCACCACUCAGACCGGCUACUUCAGCGGUUCGGCCGGCUCUGGUCCGCGCACUGUGACGUUGCCACCGGCUGGCGGUUCUGGCACCGGCACCGUCAUCGUCGAGCUUCCCAGCACCACCUUCACAGGCCCUUACACGACACUGUCGGGUGCCUAUGGUGGCUCGGUGGCCACGACGGUGACGCUACCACCCGCCGGCUCCGGCACUGUCGGCACCGUCAUUGUCGAGACGCCCAGCAGCAGCUUCACGGGCCCGUACACAACGCUGACGGGCCAGUACAGCGGCUCUGUAGCGACGACGCUGACGCUGCCGCCUUCGGGCACAGCAACGGUCGGCACCGUCAUCGUUGAGUCGCCCGGCAGCUCUACCUUCACAGGACCUUUCAGCACUGUUACUGGCGGCUGGACUGGUUCGACCACGCUGACAAUCUCCAUUCCGCCCACUGGAUCUGGCACCAUCGGAACCAUCAUUGUAGAGACCCCAACCUCAGGCUCCUCGUCAGGUAGUUCAUCUAGCCCCUCUUCAUCUUCUGGCUCUGCAUCUUCCCUUGGAUCUUCGUCCUCCCCUGGCAGCUCCUCUACCCCUGCUGCUUCCAGCCAAGGUGGCUCAAGCACUGCCAUGAGUAUCUCUUCCACUGUUGGGCCUAGCGGCUCAAGCUCGGGCUCCGGUACUUCCAGCACCGGCUCCUCUGGAAGCAGCUCCUCUGGCUCAUCCUCGACCCCGGGACUGUCUUCGUCUACAUCGCAGAGCAGCGAAUCAAGCACUCCUGUUUCGGGCACUGGUUCGUCAAGCUCUGGCUCCCCUUCCAGCACUACCUCUAGCAUGGAAUCGAGUGGUUCUAGCACUGGGUCUACCACCGGAUCUAGCACAGGACCCAGCAGCGGUUCCAGCACUGGCUCCAGCACUGGUUCCAGCAGCGGUUCCAGCACUAGCUCUAGCAGUGGCUCUUCGAGCACUGGCUCUAGCACUGGGUCCAGCACAGGACCCAGUAGUGGUUCUAGCACCCGGUCUGGCACUGGCUCUAGCACUGGCUCCAGCACUGGCUCUGGCACCGGAUCGUCCAGCACAGGUUCCAGCACCGGUCCCAUCUCUUCGUCUUCCGCUUCCUCCACCCCUGGUUCUAGCACUGGCUCCACUUCUAACGUGAGCACAGGUUCGUCAAGCACUGGAUCGUCUAGCUCCUCGUCUACCCCGUCUUCAUCUGGAUCAUCUAGCUCCGCAUUAAGCACUGGUUCGUCAAGCUCCGCCUCUAGCUCUACUUCCUCAAGCUCUGCUUCUUCCACUGGUUCGUCAAGCACGGGGUCCUCUAGUGCCUCAUCUACCCCAUCUUCGUCUGGAUCGUCCAGCUCUGCAUCCAGUUCUGCAUCCUCAAGCUCCGCUUCUUCUACUGGUUCUUCUAGCUCUGGAUCAUCUAGUGCUAGCCCAUCAAGCACUUCCUCACCAAGCACGAGUCCGUCAAGCAGUGCAAGUGCUGCUUCCACCUCUAGCACAUCUUCUUCGAGCAGUGGAUCUAGCUCUGCGUCGUCGAGUGUUACAUCCAGCUCUGCUUCCAGCUCUGCUUCCAGCUCUGCCUCCAGCUCUGCCUCAAGCUCUGCUUCCAGCUCUGUGUCUUCCACUCCCAGCUCUAGCUCAGGCAGUACCUCGAGCACUUCGAGCUCGCAAUCCAGCAGAUCUUCACAGCCCACUUCCAGUGCGACGUCGUCUAGCUCUGCUUCUAACUCUGCUUCAUCAGCGUCGUCUUCGCCGCCUGCUUCGUCCUCGAGUACUUCGUCUUCGCAAUCGUCGUCCGUGACGUCGGCGUCAUCUUCGGCUUCAUCAUCGAGCUCUGCUUCUAGCUCAUCUGCCUCGUCGUCUGCAUCUUCGUCGUCGGCCUCGUCUUCGUCGGCCUCGUCUUCGUCGGUCUCGUCUUCGUCAGCUUCGUCGACCUCGUCCGCUCCAACUUCGUCGUCGUCUGCUCCCUCAUCGUCUUCGUCGGUGCCGUCCACGUCUGCGCCCACUUCAUCAGCGACUUCAUCGUCCAGCGCACCCAUCUCUUCCUCGGCCUCAUCUACGUCGUCGAGCCCAUCGUCCAGCUCUUCCGCCACGACCUGCUCCACGACUGUGACGUCGGUGACGACGGCAACAGCCACAGUCUGCAUCACGACUCUGCCAACGUCUUGCGCAGCCCUCGAGACGGCCUCAGUCUUGACAUACGGGGUCGACUUCACAGAGUGUGUAGCUGCUUUUGCGUUGUACGAUACAGGCGCCGUUGGAACAUGCUUGGCGACGACACCGUUGUCGCUCUCAGAAGCCCAGGACGUUUACACCUGUUUGGAGACAGCCGCCUCAGAUACAUGCAUCACCGCGCUGCCUUCUGACUGUGACGCCCUUGAGACUGCGGGCGUCCUCGACGUGGCUGCUGACGCCAUAAAAUGUCAGACCGCGCUGGGUCCGUUUGCCGUUGGGACAACGCUGACCUGUUUUGCCUCGUCGGCACUGUCUGGCGCCGAGAUGUACUCCUGUCUCGAGGAAGCCCUGGGUCUUGGUACCACGACGACUACGGCGACAAGCACAGUCGCUUUGGCGUCUUGCCCAGUCACGUCGGCGACCUCCUCGUCGACGUCGGCGACCACGUCGGCCACAACCUCGGCCGCAUGCAGCGUCACGCUGCCGCCGAACUGCACGCAGCUCGCGGAUGCCGACGGCCUCGUCAAUCUCAUCUUGGAGGCAGCCGAGUGUACCACUGCUCUCGGAGCCUACGGCAUCGGCAAUGCGGCUUCGUGCUUGGCCACGACAGCACUCAGCACGAGUGCCAGCGGCUCUUCCGUUGUCGACUGUCUUACCAACGCUCUCGAGGCAUCUUGCCCGACCUCCCUGCCGACUGCCUGUUCGGAUCUCGCCACCGUCACAGAUGUGGCAACGCUCGUCAUCGACACGGCGCUCUGUGCAGUAGCUUUGGGUCCGUACGAUGCCGGUAACGCGGCCACGUGUUUGGCAAGCGAUUCCGGAUCGACCACGGGCGCGUCGAUCGUCAGCUGUUUGGAAACAGCCUUCGGUAUAUUGUCGGGCACCUCGUCUUGA